CCGCUGGUCAACGAUUUCUGUGGGCUGCCCGUAUUGGCUGGUGUGCUAGUUGACUUCGUAGGCAACCGAGAUCGAGGGAGGGGAUCUCAACCCUCGGUGUACGCACCACCACGGGCGAUGGACGGAUCGGAUCACGAAAUACGGCGGGUACAGGAGCCCGUCUGGGCAUGUUCAUCACGGGCUCCCAACCCAACUCCCAUGCCUGUCCGCUGGGCCCGGUUCCACUUGAGAUAACCAUUUCGUCCCCCCUAUCCCCGCUCCGGUACCCCGUCCCGCCGCCGCCGGAGUAGGAAGAUGCUCUCGCUGCGGCCACCCCACACCACGUUCCCACGCACCUCACAGUGGCUGAGGUGGGGCCGCCAGGGCGGAGCCGCCGCGCCGCACUGUCUCGGCGCCACGGGGCCGGGGAGCGUCUCCUUCCCGAUCCUGGUGAAUGGCUGCACUGGUAACAUGGGGCUAUCUGUUGCCGAGGCUGCUGUUCUUAGGGGCCUUCAUCUAGUCCCCGUUUCAUUCAGCAGUAGAGAGAAGGUUAAAAGAACAAUACAAGUUGGACAAACAGACAUUCGUAUAUAUGGCCCUUCUGCACGAGAAGAUGUUCUUUCAUCUGUCGCUGAUGAAUUCCCAGAUGUCAUUGUUCUGGACUACACAGCACCUGAUUCUGUGAACUCUAAUGCGGAGCUCUAUUGCAAGCUUGGUUUGCCAUUUGUGAUGGGCACAACUGGUGGGAAUCGGCAGUUACUCUACAAGUCAGUGCAAGAUUCAAAAAACUAUGCACUAAUAUCUCCACAGAUGGGAAAACAGGUGGUUGCAUUUGUUGCUCUAAUGAGAAUCUUCGGCGAGCAGUUUCCAGGAGCCUAUUCGGGUUAUCAUUUAGAGGUUUUAGAAUCGCAUCAAGCUAGCAAGAAGGACACAUCUGGUACAGCUAAAGAUGUGAUUGCUUGUUUUGAGAAAUUAGGUGUGCCAUAUGAUAUGAACAAGCAGAUGGUCAAGAUUAGAGAUCCUGAGCAGCAGCUUGAGAUGGUGGGUGUCCCUGAAGAGCACAUUGAAGGGCAUGCAUUCCAUUUGUACCAUCUCACGUCUUCGGAUGAUAGUGUUUCAUUUGAGUUCCAGCACAAUGUUUGUGGCCGUUCAAUCUAUGCUGAAGGAACUAUUGAUGCUGCAAUAUUUCUGCAUAGGAAGGUACAAUCAAAGGAUUCUAAGAGAAUAUACAACAUGGAGGAUGUCUUGCGAGAAGGAUACAUGCGAUAAAAUUUACUGAUUAGUUGUUCAAUAGCUUGAAGCAACGUAGUGUUUUUUUUGUUGUUGUCUGUGGGGAAGUAUUAGAUACUUUAUUAAUAGAGCUUCUUUGUGAGAACUAAGUAAACAGUUAGUCUGUACUAAGUUGUUCAAGUUUCAAUCAAACUGAAGAAAAAAUACAUUAGAAAUAAAAAAAUACACAUUAAAAGUA
Panicum virgatum (switchgrass) is the source of this 1447-nucleotide messenger RNA. Its product is annotated as probable 4-hydroxy-tetrahydrodipicolinate reductase 2, chloroplastic. Gene Ontology annotation, molecular function: 4-hydroxy-tetrahydrodipicolinate reductase activity; NADPH binding. Gene Ontology annotation, cellular component: chloroplast stroma. The record is from RefSeq and is a predicted model, not a curated record. NCBI's taxonomy places the organism in Eukaryota, Viridiplantae, Streptophyta, Magnoliopsida, Poales, Poaceae. The coding region runs from base 295 to 1248 and encodes 317 amino acids. The transcript is spliced from 8 exons.